AGAAACGACGCCAUAUUGCAUCAUAAGUGCAGUGCCUUUAAAGCUGUUGACGAGCAAUUGUACCUUCGUUUAACUGUUCCUCUUGUAUUUUUUGUAGUACUUUAUAAAGUUAAAUACUCAAAACAAUGUCAGAAGAAGACGAUGAAGGGCUUCAAGUUAUAUUAAACGAAGAGGUCGAGGCAAAGGCGCCUUCCUGUCCUCAUGGUCCAACAUUGCUUUUUGUGAAAUACAAUAAAAAAGAAGGUGCACAUAGGAGAUUUUACGCAUGCUCAGCAUGCAGGGACAGAAAAGACUGCAAUUUUUUCCAGUGGGAAGAUGAAAAGGUAUCGGAACUAAGGCUUUUGGCAAGAGAGCAAAACAACAAAAGAAAGCAGCCACCAUUCAGUCAUACAGAAUAUUACACAAGGUACAGACACUUCAUUUCACUUCCGUUAAUUCACAGAAGAUUUUGCCAGGACUGCCAGUUACUGUUACUUCCUGGUGACUGGGAUGAGCACAGUUCACACAGUGUGCUCUGUGAUAUUUCUGUGGGACAACUGAGAAGACCAAGUCAAUUGCUUCACCCACUUGAGAAUAAAAAGACAAAUGCCCAGUAUUUAUUUGCAGAAAGGAGCUGCAUGUUCUUAUUAGACUUGUUUGAAUCACUUGGUCUUAACAAGAUCCUAUGUGUUGGAACUCCACGACUUCAUGAAUUAAUUAAGAUAAGGAAUUCAGAAGGGCAUCAUCAAGUCAUGAAAAGUUUGCUGAUGGACAUUGAUUUCAGGUAUUGCCAGUUCAAUUCUGAAGAUGAAUUUUGCCACUACAACAUGUUUAACAAUUAUUUUUUUGACGCAGAGCAAGGCUAUAUAACAUGUAGGAAAUUUCUUCUGGAAGUAAUUGGAGAACAGGUUGUCUUAGUGUCUGAUCCACCUUUUGGAGGCCUUGUCAAACCACUGGCCCACAGUUUUAACAAAAUUUCUACAAUUUGGAAAGCACAGCAGCAACCAGAGAGCAGUGUACAAGAGAUGCCCAUAUUUUGGAUCUUUCCAUAUUUUUUUGAAUCACGUAUCAAGGAAUGUUUUCCAACAUUUUCUAUGUUGGACUACCAGGUAGACUAUGAAAACCAUGCUCUUUAUAAACAUGGCAAGAAAGGCCGCAGACAGUCUCCAGUCAGAAUAUUUACUAAUCUGUCUCCCAGAGACAUUAUCCUUCCUUCAGAUGAGGGCUACCGGUUUUGCUCUCAGUGCCAGAGAUAUGUUUCUUCUGAAAAUAAACAUUGUGACAUUUGUGAUGCCUGCCCAUCUAAGGAUGGGAGACAGUGGAAGCACUGCCUACAGUGUAACAAAUGUGUGAAACCAACCUGGGUUCAUUGUUUGUCCUGCAAUCGUUGUGCAUUGAAAGAUCAUUGCUGUAGUAAGCCUUCUUCUGGCUGCUUUAUUUGUGGAGAUGAAGAACACAAACGUAGUAUCUGUCCCAGAAAAUAUUCCAGUGAAAAUUUCAAACAACAAAAGGCAAAACAGAAAAAUGGAUCACCUAGAAAAAAAAAGAAAAUGUCAAAUCAAACAGUGCUAAUGAGAGCCACAACCCAAACUGUGAAGAAAAAGAAAAGAAAAGAAGCACGGCUAAAGAAAAAAAUGACAGUCUAAGUGUUCUUUA
Molecule: messenger RNA, 1635 nt
Organism: Polypterus senegalus (gray bichir)
Lineage: Eukaryota; Metazoa; Chordata; Cladistia; Polypteriformes; Polypteridae
Gene: zcchc4
Product: zinc finger, CCHC domain containing 4
Exons: 13
Coding region: 126-1625 (499 amino acids)
Biological process (GO): rRNA methylation
Cellular component (GO): nucleolus; cytoplasm
Molecular function (GO): rRNA (adenine-N6-)-methyltransferase activity; zinc ion binding
Source: RefSeq, a predicted model, not a curated record